CUCACCUACCAUUAACAAUUUUACGAUCGAUCUUCACUUCACUUCUGCCCAUAAAUACCCACAAUACCCACGAAGCAAAAUCACACAAAGAUCAUCAAUCCCUUCGCAUUUUCCAUAGACAGAUCCAACUUCUAUGCAGCAGAAAGGUAGAUCGUGCAACAGUAGAUCACGAUCAUUCUCAAGAGCUCGCCUCGCAAUCGAAGGCUCAUAGUCCUUGAACCGAAGCUCCGAUUUUCUUGCAACCUUCUCUUUCUUUGUUCUAAUUUUUACUUUUUCGUCUAUUUCUUAAUCCUCAUUUCCCGAAAACCUUAAAAUCUCUUCAAUGGCUGCUGUUGUUAAUGGAGAAGAACGUGAGGUUCAGAAGAAUUACUGGGUGGAACACUCUGUCGACCUCACUGUUGAGGCUAUGAUGCUUGAUUCCAUGGCUUCUGAUCUUGACAAAGAAGAACGCCCUGAGGUUCUUUCACUACUCCCACCUUAUGAAGGGAAAACUGUUCUUGAAUUAGGAGCUGGAAUUGGUCGUUUUACUGGUGAAUUAGUAAAAAAAGCUGGAAAAGUCAUAGCCCUUGAUUUCAUUGAAAGUGUUGUAAAAAAGAAUGAGAGCAUCAAUGGACACCAUAAAAAUGUUGAAUUUAUGUGUGCUGAUGUCACUUCCCCAGACCUAAACUUUGCAGAUGAAUCAAUCGAUUUGAUUUUCUCAAACUGGCUAUUGAUGUAUCUUUCUGACAAAGAGGUUGAAUAUAUUGCUGAAAGACUAUUGAAAUGGGUGAAAGUUGGAGGACAUAUUUUCUUUAGAGAAUCAUGCUUUCACCAAUCUGGAGAUCAUAAGAGAAAGAGCAACCCUACACACUAUCGUGAGCCUAGAUUUUACACCAAGGUGUUUAAGGAAUGUCAUGUGACAAAUGAAUCUGGUAACUCGUAUGAACUCUCUCUUGUUGGAUCCAAAUGCAUUGGAGCUUACGUACGCAACAAGAAGAAUCAAAAUCAGAUUUGCUGGAUUUGGCAGAAGGUGAAUGCGGAAGAAGAUAAGGGCUUUCAACGAUUUUUAGACAAUGUUCAAUACAAAAGCAGCGGAAUUCUGCGAUACGAACGUAUAUUUGGACAAGGGUUUGUUAGCACAGGAGGAAUCGAUACGACAAAAGAAUUUGUUGCGAUGUUGGAUCUGAAACCUGGGCAGAAAGUUCUCGAUGUCGGAUGUGGAAUUGGGGGAGGCGAUUUCUACAUGGCUGAAACUUUCGAUGUCGAUGUUGUUGGGAUCGAUCUUUCUGUAAAUAUGAUUUCGUUUGCUCUUGAAAGAUCAAUUGGGCUUCAAUGUUCAGUUGAAUUUGAAGUCGCUGAUUGUACUAAGAAAUCGUAUCCUGAUAAUUCCUUUGAUGUCAUCUAUAGUCGCGACACUAUUCUCCAUAUUCAAGAUAAACCAGCAUUGUUUCGGACAUUCUACAAGUGGUUGAAGCCAGGUGGCAAAGUUCUGAUAAGUGAUUACUGUAGAAAAUCUGGAAAACCAUCUCAGGAUUUUGCUGAAUAUAUUAAGCAAAGAGGAUAUGAUCUUCAUGAUGUUGAAACAUAUGGAGAGAUGCUUAAAGAUGCAGGCUUUGGAGAGGUGAUAGCUGAGGAUCGAACAGAACAGUUUAGGGAAGUACUUAAAAGGGAACUGGAAAGAGUUGAGAAGGAAAAAGAAGAAUUUAUUCAAGAUUUCACUGAAGAAGACUACAAUGAUAUUGUUGGUGGAUGGAAGUCAAAGCUUGUGAGGACUGGUCAAGGGGAGCAGAAAUGGGGGUUGUUUGUUGCAAAAAAGAAGUGAUUGAUUGGAGUAUGGAUUUAUGAUAUUUCUAGUGUUUUAUUAAGUUCUGAAUGGGUUUCUGAAUAAAAAGAUUGGUGUCCCAAGGUUGGUUAUUGUAAGUUAAGUACUUUGUGUUGUAGAAAUAUUGUUGAUGUUUGAUGCAUUAUGUGUGGUUUUUUUUAAAGUUAUUGGAAAGAACUAAACAUGUUUCUUGCA
Lactuca sativa (garden lettuce) is the source of this 1996-nucleotide messenger RNA. RefSeq names its product phosphoethanolamine N-methyltransferase 2. The record is from RefSeq and is a predicted model, not a curated record. Gene Ontology annotation, molecular function: phosphoethanolamine N-methyltransferase activity. Gene Ontology annotation, biological process: phosphatidylcholine biosynthetic process. NCBI's taxonomy places the organism in Eukaryota, Viridiplantae, Streptophyta, Magnoliopsida, Asterales, Asteraceae.